AUGGACGUCGCUAUCCCAUUUGAACACUAUGUCAUCGGGCAAAAGAUCGAGGUCACCUGGGUAGCGGCUGGGCUCCGGAAAAUCACGCUCGAAGUUCGGCAGUGGACGCAGAAGAGGGAUGGUGAUGUUAUUGGCAUUCUAGCUCUACGGUUACGAGAAUGGCUCGCUUCGGAGCCGGGCGUUUAUCUUGGAGGACGUAGCCCAAACAUCCCUGCUGACAUCGGCGACGUCAACAGAGACAUUUUCGACGUUGACACAACCGACGAUAUCCAGUACAGUCUUCCCGACGUCUAUCCCUCUACCCCAGUCAACAACGGCGAUCUGCCUCAGACAGCGAAGAUCGGCAUCGGCGUUGGAGUUGGGCUUGGGUCCCUGCUGCUGAUAACUUUGUCUGUUCUUCUGACAAGAUUUGUCUUGAAGCGGCGGGGCAGAGACAGCAAGGCAGAUUUCGCCAGCGGUCCGAAUGAGGAAAUCGUUCAUGAUGUUGGUAAACCACCGCUUUACUCAAGUCCUUUCAUUGUGCACAGCGUUAAUGGUCAUAACAACGCGGCUGAGUUGGCUACUCAGCCUACGUCGGUGGAGGCGGGGAACUGA
Molecule: messenger RNA, 594 nt
Organism: Podospora bellae-mahoneyi
Lineage: Eukaryota; Fungi; Ascomycota; Sordariomycetes; Sordariales; Podosporaceae
Exons: 3
Coding region: 1-594 (197 amino acids)
Source: RefSeq, a predicted model, not a curated record